GUGUUGGAAUAAGUGCCAACAAAUUCAUAUUAGUUUCAUUAAUUUUAGACGAAAAAUGGCAUCUUUUUUGGCGCGUGCAGGGGGUACUUUUGUUGAAACAAUAAACCCCAAAACGGUGACAAAGAUCCUGAAAUACUCGCCAAUCGGACUGCAGCAGUUGAGGAACCUAAAUGUUCAGGAACAUGUUUCAUAUACGCUGCUGAACGAAAGUAACAUCCCAACGCCUCGCUUCGCCGUUGCAAAGAAUGGUAAAGAAGCUCAUGACAUAGCCAAAAAACUAAAGACAGAUAAUCUGGUGCUUAAGGCCCAAGUUCUUGCUGGCGGACGUGGUAAAGGCACAUUUAAAAAUGGCCUUAAGGGCGGCGUUCGUGUCGUCUUCGAUCCGAAGUCAGCAGAGGAAAUUUCCUCGAAGAUGAUCGAUCAGCUAUUGGUCACCAAGCAAACCGGCGAGGCAGGUCGUCUCUGUAAGAAGGUAAUGGUUGCCGAGCGAAAGUUUCCUCGCCGUGAAUUCUAUUUUGCUGUCAUGUUGGAGCGCGCUUUCAAUGGACCCGUACUGAUCGCAUCCAAGGAGGGUGGCGUCGAUAUCGAAGAAGUUGCCAAAGAUAGUCCCGAUGCCAUUAUUUACGAGCCAAUUGAUAUUGGCAAGGGACUGACCAAAGAACAGGCCUCCCGCGUCAUUGACAAGGUCGGUCUGGGUGGUGAAAAUGCUCAGGAACACGUCGAUAUGCUGCUUAACCUCUACAAGCUGUUUGUGAAGAAGGAUGCACUGUUAGUUGAGAUCAAUCCCUAUGCGGAAGAUGCCAUGACUGGCUGCUUCUUUGCCCUGGAUGCCAAACUGCGUUUUGAUGACAAUGCGGAGUUCCGGCAAAAGGAGCUAUUCAGCUUGCGUGACUGGACCCAGGAGGACCCCAAAGAGGUCGAAGCGGCCAAAUACAAUUUGAAUUAUAUUGCGCUAGAUGGUACCAUCGGAUGCAUGGUUAACGGUGCUGGCUUGGCCAUGGCCACCAUGGACAUUAUCAAGUUGUAUGGUGGUGAGCCGGCCAACUUCCUUGAUGUUGGCGGUGGCGCCACAGCUGAAGCRGUCAAGGCUGCAUUCAAGAUUAUCACUUCCGACAAGAAGGUCAUGUGUUUGUUAGUUAACAUUUUCGGCGGCAUUAUGCGUUGUGAUGUUAUUGCCGAGGGUAUCAUAGCCGCUGCCAAAGAUUUGAAUCUUAACCUACCGAUUGUUGUGCGCUUGCAGGGCACUAAAGUGAAGGAGGCUCGSGAAUUGAUCCGCAACUCAGGAUUGAAGAUUUUGGCCCGAGAUGAUUUAGACAAGGCUGCCGACAUGGCUGUGCAUUUGGCACAAAUCGUAUCGUUGGCUCGUGAAAUGAACAUGGAUAUUAACUUUGAGAUUCCCGAUGCACAGAAGUAGAUCCAUCCAAUAAACGGCUAAGUCAACCAUACAGCCCACGUAGAACACAAACAACAGCAACAACAAACAAACAAAUAUACAUCUACUCAAAAA
Messenger RNA from Drosophila arizonae, 1507 nucleotides. It is a transcript of the gene ScsbetaA, whose product is annotated as Succinyl-coenzyme A synthetase beta subunit, ADP-forming. NCBI's taxonomy places the organism in Eukaryota, Metazoa, Arthropoda, Insecta, Diptera, Drosophilidae. Gene Ontology annotation, cellular component: succinate-CoA ligase complex; mitochondrion. Gene Ontology annotation, molecular function: ATP binding; metal ion binding; succinate-CoA ligase (ADP-forming) activity. Gene Ontology annotation, biological process: succinyl-CoA metabolic process; tricarboxylic acid cycle. The record is from RefSeq and is a predicted model, not a curated record.